Molecule: messenger RNA, 5739 nt
Organism: Mirounga angustirostris (Northern elephant seal)
Lineage: Eukaryota; Metazoa; Chordata; Mammalia; Carnivora; Phocidae
Gene: CPAMD8
Product: C3 and PZP like alpha-2-macroglobulin domain containing 8
Exons: 42
Coding region: 57-5576 (1839 amino acids)
Cellular component (GO): extracellular region
Molecular function (GO): endopeptidase inhibitor activity; protein binding
Source: RefSeq, a predicted model, not a curated record
CGGGGAGGGGGCUGGUCCGGGGCUGCCCCAGCUUGGCCGGCCGCGGAGCGGGGCGCAUGGCGCCGUGCGCACUGCGCGGGGGCUGCGAACAAAGGGCCCCCGGCGGCGCAGGGGGCACCGGCGCGCUCGGACCCCGACCCUGGCCCAGCCCCGGCCCGGCCCCGUCCCUGGGCGCCGCGCCCCCGCGGAGCCGAAAAAUGUGGGGCGCCCUGCUCUGCCCGCUGCUGUGGCGCCUGCUGCUGCUGCUGUCGCCGCGGGACGGCGUGUGCGCCGCGCCCCAGGCCCCGGCCUACUUGAUUGCUGCACCCUCUGUCUUCCGCUCGGGAGUAGAGGAAGUCAUCAGUGUGACCAUCUUUAACUCCCCCCGAGAAGUCAUGGUCCAGGCUCAGCUGGUGGCCCAGGGCGAGGAGGUGGCAUGGAGCCAGGGAGCCAUCCUGGAUAAAGGGACAAUCAAACUCAAGGUGCCCACGGGCCUCCGGGGCCAGGCCCUCCUGCAGGUGUGGGGCCGCGGCGGGCGGGCGGAGGAGGGCCCCCUCUUCCACAACCAGACCUCCGUGACUGUGGACGGCCGGGGCGCCUCCGUGUUCAUCCAGACUGACAAGCCGGUGUAUAAGCCCCGACACCGAGUGCUCAUAAGCAUCUUCACUGUCACCCCAAACCUGAGGCCCGUCAGCCAGAAGCUGGAAGCCUACAUUCUGGACCCCAGGGGCUCGAGGAUGACAGAAUGGAGACACUUGGAGCCGUUCUGCUGUGGUGUGGCCAACAUGACCUUCCCCCUGUCUGACCAGCCGGUGCUGGGAGAAUGGUUCAUUUUCGUCCAAGUGCAAGGCCACGUGUACAACAAGUCCUUCGAAGUUCAGAAGUAUGUGUUGCCGAAAUUUGAGCUCCUUAUUGACCCGCCCCAGUAUAUCCGGGACCUGGACAUAUGCGAGAAGGGCACUGUGCGGGCCAGGUAUACCUUUGGGAAACCUGUCUCGGGGACCUUAACGAUCAAUAUGACUGUAAAUGGUGUGGGGUACUACAGCCAGGAGGUGGGGCGCCCCGUCCUCAGAACCAUAAAGAUCCACGGCUCCCAGGACUUCGACAUCUGUGUGAAGGACAUGAUCCCCGCCGAUGUCCCCGAACACUUCCGGGGCACCGUCAGCAUCUGGGCCACAGUGACCAGUGUGGACGGGAGCCAGCAGGUGGCAUUUGACGCCUCCACCCCUGUCCAGAGGCAGCUGGUGGACGUCCGCUACUCCAAGGACACUAGAAAGGAGUUCAAGCCGGGCCUGUCCUACGUGGGGAAGGUGGAGCUGUCCUACCCGGAUGGCAGCCCAGCUGAGGGGGUGACGGUCCAGAUCAGGGCAGAGCUGACACCGAAGGACAACAUCUACACCAUCGAAUCUGUAUCCCGGGGAGGGCUGGUGGGGUUUGAAAUCCCCUUCAUCCCCAUGUCAGCCCAACACGUGUGGCUGGAGACCAAGGUGGUAGCAUUCAAUGGAAAGCCCGUGGGGGCCCAGUACCUGCCCAGCUACCUGUCUCUCAGCAGCUGGUACUCCCCCAGCCAGUGCUAUCUGCAGCUACAGCCACCUUCCCGCCCCCUGCAGGUCGGAGAGGAAGCCCAUUUCCCCAUGAAGUCCACGUGUCCCUGCAACUUCACCCUGUACUACGAGGUGGCUACGCGGGGCAACAUCGUGCUCUCGGGCCAGCAGCCCGCGCCCCUCACCCACCAGAGAAGCAGGCGGGUGGCCCCAGAGACACCCAUUCGCUUAAUGCACCUUUCGGAGACAGAGCCCCCUCCUGCCCCAGCAGCCGAGGUCAACGUGUGUGUGACCUCCCUCCGGCUGGCCGUGAGCCCCAACAUGGUCCCCCUGGGCCGCCUGCUCGUCUUCUAUGUCAGGGAGAAUGGUGAAGGGGUUGCCGACAGUCUCCAGUUUGCUGUUGAGACCUUCUUUGAAAACCAGGUUUCACUGACGUAUUCGGCAAACGAGACCCAGCCCGGGGAGGUUGUUGACCUGCGGGUCAGGGCUGCGAGGGGCAGCUGCGUGUGUGUCACGGCAGUGGACAAGAGCAUCUACCUGCUCAGGUCUGGGUUCCAGCUGACUCCGGCCCAGGUUUUCCGGGAAUUGGAAGAUUAUGAUGUUUCUGAUGCCUUCGGGGCAUCCCGGGAGGAUGGGUCCUUCUGGUGGGCUGGACUGGCGGCCCGACGACGCCGGCGCUCUUCCAUCUUCCCGUGGCCCUGGGGCAUCACCAAGGACUCCGGGUCUGCCUUCACUGAAACGGGCCUGGUGGUGAUGACCGACCUGGUGAGCCUGAACCACCGACAGGAUGGCGGCCUAUACACGGAUGAGGCUGUCCCUGCCUUCCAGCCCCACACAGGAAGCCUGGUGGCAGCGGGCUCCUCCAGACAACCCCCCAGAGCAGAGAAGACGAAAAGGACCUUCUUCCCAGAAACAUGGAUUUGGCGUUGUCUGAACAUCAGUGACCCGUCCGGCGAGGAGACGCUCAGCAUGCAGGUCCCGGACUCCAUCACCAGCUGGGUGGGUGAGGCUGUGGGUCUGUCCGAGGCUUGGGGCCUGGGUGUCGCCGCGCCUGCCCUGCUGAAGACCUUCAAGCCCUUCUUUGUCGACUUCACGCUGCCCCCCUACGUGGUCCGCGGGGAGCAGGCCAAGAUCCCCCUCAGUGUCUACAACUACAUGGGCGCCUGUGCCGAGGUGUACGUGAAGAUCUCAGUUCCCAAGGGCAUCCGGUUUAUCGGGCAUCCAGGCAAACGCCAUCUGACCAAGAAGAUGUGCGUGGCCUCUGGGGAGAUGGAGCCCGCCUGGGUGGUUCUGUCCUUCAGUGACCUGGGACUCAGUAAUGUCACAGCCAAAGCCCUCGCUUACGGAGAAACAAGCUGCUGCCGGGACGGGCAGUCCAUCAAACACUUGGAGGAGAGCUUCGCUGACAGGCGGGUCCCCGCCGGGAGGGAUCACAUCAGGCGCAGUGUGAUGGUUGAGCCGGAAGGAGCCCCCCGUGCGUAUACCUACAGUGCUUUCUUCUGUCCCAACGAGAGAGUCCACAUCUCCACACCCAACAAGUAUGAGUUCCAGUAUGUGCCACGGCCGCUGUGUCUCACCCGUUUUGAUGUGGCUGUGCGAGCCCACAAUGAUGCCCGAGUGGCCUUGUCCCCCGGGCCCCAGGACACAGCAGGCAUGAUAGAGAUCGUCCUGGGGGGGCACCAGAACACCAGGUCCUGGAUCUCCACCAGCAAGAUGGGCGACCCUGUGGCCAGCACACACACGGCAAAGAUCCUGUCCUGGGAUGAAUUCAGAACAUUCUGGAUCAGCUGGCAUGGCGGGUUCAUCCAGGUUGGCCAUGGUCCAGAGCCUUCCAAUGAGUCUGUCAUCAUGGCCUGGACCCUCCCCAGGCCACCAGAGGUCCGAUUCAUCGGCUUCUCCACUGGCUGGGGCUCGGUGGGUGAGUUCCGCAUUUGGAAGAAGGUGGAAGUGGACGAGAGCUACAGUGAAGCCUUUACCCUGGGAGUCCCGCACAGCGCCAUCCCUGGGUCUGAGCGGGCAGUGGCCUCCGUCAUAGGAGACGUCAUGGGACCAACCCUGAACCACCUCAGCAACCUCCUGCGGCUGCCCUUUGGCUGCGGAGAGCAAAACAUGAUCCACUUUGCACCCAACAUCUUUGUCCUGAAGUAUCUGCAGAAAACCCAGCAGCUCAGCCCCGAGGUGGAGCGAGAGACCACGGACUACCUGGUACAAGGCUACCAGCGGCAGCUGACCUACAGGCACCAGGACGGCUCCUACAGUGCAUUCGGGGAGCGGGACGCAUCAGGGAGCAUGUGGCUCACGGCCUUUGUCCUGAAGUCCUUUGCCCAGGCGCGCAGCUUCAUCUUCAUCGACCCCCAGGAGCUGGCGGCUGCCAAGGGCUGGAUCGUCCGGCAGCAGCGGGUGGACGGCUCCUUCCCGGCCGUGGGCAGGAUCCUGAACAAGGACAUCCAGGGUGGGAUCCACGGCACAGUCCCGCUGACGGCCUAUGUGGUGGCUGCGCUCCUGGAGACGGGCACGGCCUCGGAGGAGGAGAGGAGCGCCAUUGCCAGAGCGCGGCACUUCCUGGAGUCCAGUGCGCCCUUGGCCGUGGACCCCUACAGCAGCGCCCUGACCACCUACGCGCUGACCCUGCUCCGCAGCCUGGCAGCCCCUGCAGCGCUGCGGAAGCUCCGCAGCCUGGCCAUCACGCAGGAUGGGGUCACCCACUGGAGCCUGACGGGUUCCCGGGAUGUGGACAAGGAUGCAUUCCUGAGCUUCAGCGAUGGGGUCUCUCGGUCAGUGGUCUCGGCCGAGGUGGAAAUGACAGCCUAUGCCCUGCUGACCUACACCCUCCUGGGUGACGUGGCCACCGCCCUGCCCGUGGUGAAAUGGCUGUCCCAGCAGCGGAACGCGCUUGGGGGCUUCUCCUCCACUCAGGACACCUGCGUGGCUCUGCAGGCCUUGGCAGAGUAUGCCAUCUUGUCCUAUGCUGGCGGCAUCAACCUCACCGUCUCCCUGGCCUCCACCAACUUGGACUACCAGGAGACCUUCGAACUGCACAGGGCCAACCAGAAGGUUCUGCAGACAGCGGCGAUCCCCAGCCUCCCCACGGGGCUGUUUGUGAGCGCCAAGGGUGAAGGCUGCUGCCUGAUGCAGAUUGAUGUCACCUAUCACGUGCCGGACCCCGUGGCCAAACCAGCCUUCCAGCUUCUUGUGAGUCUCCAGGAGCCAGAGGCUGAGCCGCGGCGGACGCCUGCUCCCGCCUCCGCUGAUGACGACGACCCGGCGGCCGACCAGCAUCACCAAGAGUACCAGGUGACUCUGGAGGUGUGCACCAGGUGGCUGCAUGCAGGGUCCUCCAAUAUGGCUGUCCUGGAGGUGCCCCUACUCUCGGGCUUCCGGGUGGACAUCGAGAGCCUGGAGCAGCUGCUCUUUGACAAGCAUUUCACGCUGAAGAGGUACGAGGUGGCCGGACGCAGAGUCCUCUUCUACUUUGAUGAGAUCCCCAGCCGGUGCCUGACCUGCGUGCGGUUCCGGGCGCUGCGUGAGCAUGUGGUGGGCAGGACGUCCGCGCUGCCCGUCUCUGUGUACGAUUACUACGAGCCUGCCUUCGAAGCCACGCGCUUCUACAACGUCAGUGCCCGAAGUCCGCUUGCCCAGGAGCUGUGCGCGGGGCCCGCGUGCAACGAGGUGGAGCGCGCCCCGGCUCAGGGCCCCGGCUGGUCCCCCGGCGCGCGGGGUCCUGCGGCCGCCCCGGAGGAGGGGGCGAAGAUUGCGCGCUGUGGCUGCGCCCGCUACUGUCGCGCCGGCGGGGACCCGGUGUGCGGCUCCGACGGAGUCGUCUACACCAGCGCCUGCCACCUGCAGGAGGCUGCCUGCCUAGGCCGCGCGAGAUUGGAGCCCGCGCCCCCUCGCCGCUGUGCCCUCGAGCAGCCGACACCGGCCUCUGCCUCCUACAGCUAUGACUAUGACCCAGCUCCCCCAGACGCUGGGCACCUGGCAGCCGGCCAUGGCCAUGAGGUGAUGGACUUGGAGGGGGAGGCAGAGGACAGUCAGAGUGGCUUCUCUUCCUAACGCUCCGAGCAGGAGGACUUGAUCUGGCUGCGUCCUGUCCCUGUCGGCCCCACCGGAAGGGGGCCACUGAUGGGAGAGUUCCCUUAACUCUCUGGUGGGCUGGCGGACCCCACCCCAGGUGACCGCAACCCAGCCUCUAAAUGAACCUGAUACACAGAACGCA